GCACAAUUCCUUCCUCCUACUUGCUUGCAUUGCCGUGUUCUUGCUGCUUCCUCCUCCGGCGGCUGCGGCAUGCUCAUGGGCUGUUCGGCGAUUCCCAGUAGUCACCGGAGGCACUCACCGCCGUCGAAUUAUUCUCGUCACGCUGCAAGACACGCCACCAGGAAUAAUAUGGACCGGUGCAGGAUCCUAUUCUGCCACUAGAAUUAGAACCCAGGUUUCAAAUUCCUUUGGAUUGGAUGGGAGUCGAACCUAUGCAUCCACGGUCCUAUUUAAGCAUACCCGCUGCGCUAAUCCUGUUCUCCUGCUCCAGCUGCUGCCCGAAUUAGUUGCUAGAAUCGUCUGUUUCAGUUCCAAGACUUCGUGACCACUAGCUAGAUGAUGAACGCCAAGAAGAUUAAGCUGCACGACUACCACCGCUACGGAUCGCCGCUGUGUGACCCGCAGCUGUUUCCGGCCACCGCCGCGGCGGGGCUCCCCUUCCACCCGGCUCCGGGGCUCGUGGGCUCCCUGCCGCAGCCGCAUGGCGGCGGCUGGGUUCACGAGGAGCACACCACGACGACUCCGAGGUCCGUGCUCGCGACGCAGGGGCUGCAGGGGGGCAGCUGCGUCGGCUCCGACGCCGCCGCGUUCUUCGCCGCCGAGGAGCUGAUGAUGGGCAUGCCGCGGUUCGACUGCCCUCUCGGCGGGACGCCGCCGCCGCUCCCGGACCUGACAGCUUUUGCCAAGAGACCGCCGUUUGGCCGGCCGACGACGGAGGCCGAGCAGCUGUACCACCGUCGUCCAGUCGACCCGCUGCCGAUCCGCGACGGCUCGGUGAGGACGUACUACGUCCAGCCGCAGCAGCGCGACGGCGCCACAGAGGCGCCUCCUUCACUCGAGCUGCCAUUCCAGCGGCGUCAGCAGCAGCAGCAGCAGCAACAACAAGAACGAGUGCAUGGGUUGUUCGGCAACGCUUCCGCCGGCAGGCUGCUCGGCGGCACCGGCGGCGAACCUAAAGCACACUCCUUUCCAGCUCAUCAGGUUGCGCCGAGCACGCUUCUCCCAGUGAUGGAGGCGCCGGCGGUCAUGCAGCAGAGCCCUAUGGAGAACCUGCUGUCCAGGAGCUGCAGCAUCAUCGGUGCGGCGGCGACCCACGUCGGGAGCGGAAACGCCGUCGCCGCCGCCGCCGCUGCGCCGGGGCAAGGCGCGCCGAGCAAGACGCGGAUCCGGUGGACGCAGGAUCUCCACGAGCGCUUCGUCGACUGCGUGAACCAGCUCGGCGGCGCGGACAAGGCGACUCCCAAGGGGAUUCUGAAGCUGAUGAACUCUGAUGGACUCACAAUCUACCACAUCAAGAGCCACCUUCAGAAAUACCGCAUUGCCAAGUACAUGCCAGCAUCGACGUCUGAAGGGAAACAGGAGAAAAGAGCCGCCGGAAAUGACGUGCAGAAUCUCGACCCCACUGGGAUGAAGAUCACUGAAGCACUACGCUUCCAGCUCGACGUGCAGAUGCGCCUCCACGAGCAGCUCGAGAUCCAGAGGAACCUGCAGCUGAGGAUCGAGGAGCAGGGGAAGAAGCUGCAGAAGAUGCUCGAGGAGCAGAUGAAGGUGAGCAGGACCGUGAUGGAGCCGCAGCAGGGCGCCGCCGCCGCCGCCGCCGCCGCCUUCCUCGGCGUCGGCGAGAGGGAUGAGGAGGAAGUGGAGGACGCGUUCGACGACGUGCAGGAGCAGCUGCUGGCGGCCAUGGCCAGCAGCGACGCCGGGUUCCAGUCGAAGAUAAGCUAGCCUUUGCCGCCUCCAGCUGGCUCGAUCAGCUUUGUAAUCGAUCGUAGGGUUUGAAUACAAAUGUCAGCGUAGAUGUUCUUAUACGUUACCUACAAUGUUUUCUUUUCUUUUCACGAUCGUGCUUAGCACGUUUUUCAUUAAGCAGAAAUUUUGUUAUAAAGCUAAUAUGGUAAUCCCGCGAUUACCAAAACCAUAGCCACAUAGCUCGCACGCGUCUGCUAUUACAAAAAUACCCAUUUGCGACAAGGAUACUUGUAAUGUU
Molecule: messenger RNA, 2026 nt
Organism: Sorghum bicolor (sorghum)
Lineage: Eukaryota; Viridiplantae; Streptophyta; Magnoliopsida; Poales; Poaceae
Exons: 8
Coding region: 376-1764 (462 amino acids)
Molecular function (GO): DNA-binding transcription factor activity; DNA binding
Source: RefSeq, a predicted model, not a curated record